This is a messenger RNA of Striga hermonthica, 3252 nucleotides long. The record is from the annotation of a GenBank genome assembly. Lineage: Eukaryota; Viridiplantae; Streptophyta; Magnoliopsida; Lamiales; Orobanchaceae.
AUGGGUGAUGUGAUCUUGCCGCCAUAUCAGAAAAAGGCUACCCAAAUUCCUCGUAAGUCUGCCCCUCAGAAUAAGGAUCUGUGGUUGGUUGCAAGGGAGGGGUCUGUCUCUGAUUUAGAUUUAGCGUUAUCGUUGCUUAAAAAACAUGGGGGGAAUGUGAAUGCGAGAAACACUUUUGGUGUGGCCCCGCUGCAUAUUGCAACCUGGAGAAAUCACGUCCCUAUUGUUAGAAGGCUUCUUGAAGCUGGUGCAGACCCUAAUGCUCGGGAUGGGGAAUCGGGAUGGAGUAGUCUUCAUCGAGCUCUGCAUUUUGGACAUCUGGCUGUUGCUUGUGUCCUUCUCCAGUUUGGUGCCUCAUUAACAUUGGAGGAUUCAAAAUCCCGAAUGCCUGUUGACCUUUUAUCGGGGCCUGUGCUACAGAUUCUUGGAAAGGAUAACAAUUCAAUAACAACAGAGGUCUUCAGCUGGGGCAGUGGUGUUAAUUAUCAACUUGGAACUGGAAAUGCGCACAUACAAAAGUUACCGUGCAAAGUUGAUUCUCUUCAUGGUUCAUUCAUCAAAAUGAUUUCCGCAGCUAAGUUCCACAGUGUAGCAGUUAGUGCUCGUGGGGAAGUCUACACUUGGGGUUUUGGAAGAGGUGGCCGCCUUGGGCAUCCUGAGUUUGAUAUACACAGUGGCCAAGCUGCAGUCAUCACUCCCCGUCAAGUUACCUCGGGUUUAGGGGCACGUCGUGUAAGGGCUAUAGCUGCAGCGAAGCAUCACACCGUUGUUGCCACAGAGGGUGGAGAAGUACUAACAUGGGGUUCUAAUAGAGAGGGGCAACUUGGAUACACGUCUGUUGACACCCAGUCGACCCCACGUCGGGUGAGUGCCUUGAAAUCGAGAAUUGUGGCAGUUUCUGCAGCAAAUAAACACACGGCUGUAGUUUCGGAGGCAGGCGAAAUUUACACGUGGGGUUGCAAUAAAGAGGGACAGCUCGGUUAUGGCACCUCCAACUCUGCUUCUAAUUACACGCCGAGGGUGGUGGAGUAUUUGAAAGGAAGAUCUUUUGUUGCCGUAUCUGCCGCAAAAUAUCACACAAUUGUUUUGGGAUCAGAUGGAGAGGUGUUCACGUGGGGUCAUCGGCUUGUUACUCCUAGACGCGUGGUCGUUGCUCGAAAUACUAAAAAGGCUGGGAAUACUACGCUGAAGUUCCACCGUAAGGAACGCCUCAAUGUGGUCGCUAUAGCUGCUGGGAUGACUCACAGUUUGGCUCUUACAGAAGAUGGUGCGGUGUUUUAUUGGGUGUCUUCAGAUCCGGAUCUUCGGUGUCACCAGCUAUACAUGCUCUGUGGAAGAGGUAUAGUUAGCAUUUCUGCUGGAAAGUACUGGAUUGCUGCAGUCACUAUGACUGGCGAUAUUUACACGUGGGACGGUAAAAAGGGAAAAGAUGAACCACCCAACCCAAUAAGAUUACAUGGAGUGAAAAAAGCAACAUCCGUAUCCGUUGGCGAGACUCAUUUAUUGUUUAUUAGCUCGCUCUAUCAUCCCAGCUAUCUUCCUAGUUCUCCUGACGGAUGUCAGAAGCCGGCUAUUAUGGAUGAAUUAGAUGAACUGGGUGAAGGUUUUAUGUUUGAUGACGUGGAGUACGAGGAUGCCGUAUUUAAUACGAUGAAGGAUGACAUGCGAAAUCCAGAAGUGUCGGGUUCUAGAAACUUCUUCGAUAAAAGUAGUGCACCGAGCUUGAAAAGUCUUUGUGAGAAAACAGCUGCUGAGCAUUUGGUUGAGCCACGAAAUGCCAUACAGCUGCUAGAAAUUGCAGAUACACUGGCAGCAGAUGAUCUCAAGAGACAUUGCGUGGAGAUUGCAAUCCGCAACCUAGACUACAUACUUUCGGUGGCCCCACACACCUUUAUUGACACCUCUCUCGAUAUUCUAGCCGAACUCGAGAAACUGUUGGACCUGAAGUCAUCCGAACCAUGGAGUUACAGACGGCUCCCGACACCUACCGCCACUUUUCCUGCUGCUAUCAACAGCGAGGAAGAGGAUUGUGAAAGUGAUCUACUCAGGAUGCGCGGUGAUGCCAGAAAGAGAUCGGCCCACAUGAACCACUGGGCCCACCAGAGGCUGGACGGCUUUCUUCAGACAAAUGAUGCUGUAAUAGAAGGCGUGGACAAACAAAUAAGGGCCCUGAGGAAAAAGCUUCAACAGAUAGAGCUGCUGGAGGAAAAACGAUCCAAGGGUCAUAUUCUCGAUGACCAGCAGAUUGCAAAGCUACAGUCGAGGCCGGUUCUGGAGAGUUCUCUUGCGGAGCUUGGAGCACCAAUUGAGACUGUUCAGUUGGAAGCUUCAUCUGCGGACCAGAGGGGAAGCAAGAGAGCAGGAAGUAAGAAGCAAAGAAGAAAGUGCAAACAGAAGGCUAAGGAGGAGGAAUCUAGUGAUUUUGCCAUUGGUGCUGAGAUGGGUAUGGUGAAGGGUUUUCCAGAUGCUGAAGUUCUAGAUGAUACCUUUCAUAAGGAGAAAGUUGCACAUAUUGGAAGUGCCAUCCCAAUCCAAGAAACUGGGAUUUCUCCAUUUCCCAGUAAGAAGACGGCUGAAGGCACUCCCCAAAACAAGACUACCCCCCCACCUACAGCAUCCAAGAAAAAGAAUAGAAAGGGAGGUCUCUCCAUGUUCCUUAGUGGGGCCCUUGAUGACAAGCCUAAAAUUGUUGCUUCACCUCCCGUGAUAGCCAAAAGUGAGGGUCCCGCCUGGGGCGGCGCUAAGAUAUCGCAUGGGCCGGCGUCACUCCGUGAUAUACUGGUGGAACAGAGCAGAACGGAGGCCAAGCUCACGAGAAAGAAUGAUCUUGUCGAUUCUUCUUCUAUAGGUGGCACUGUUGGUGGGAAACUCCCAUUGAGUUCGUUUUUGCCUUCAUCCCCUAUAGCUAUGGUGCCCCCUCGAAAAGGACAGGUGUCAGAUGGAGAUAAGAACACGCCUCCUUGGGCGGCCUCCAGCACCCCGCCUUCCCUUUCCCGCCCCUCACUCAGGGAUAUCCAGUUGCAGCAGGGGAAACAACACCAAAGAAUUUCUCAUAGCCCAAAGUCUAGCACCACCGGAUUCUCUGUUGCGACUGGUCAGGGUUCACCAUCCGAGCCGGCUGGCAUGAACCGCUGGUUCAAGCCGGAAGCUGAUACUCCCUCUUCCAUACGAUCGAUCCAGAUUGAGGAGAAGGCCAUAAAGGACCUCAGGCGUUAUUACAGCUCUGUUAGAAUUGUAAAGAACCAGUCCUGA